This is a messenger RNA of Gracilinanus agilis (Agile Gracile Mouse Opossum), 2265 nucleotides long. RefSeq names its product nuclear GTPase, germinal center associated (gene NUGGC). The transcript has 16 exons. The coding region runs from base 1 to 2265 and encodes 754 amino acids. The record is from RefSeq and is a predicted model, not a curated record. NCBI's taxonomy places the organism in Eukaryota, Metazoa, Chordata, Mammalia, Didelphimorphia, Didelphidae. Gene Ontology annotation, molecular function: GTPase activity.
AUGACUGUCAAGGAUGGGGUGAAGGAGAGGUACCAUGAUGAAUGUAAGCAGGCUGCAACAUAUGGCCAACAAGAACCUCCAGAGAUGGACCAUGGUAAGAAACAUGACAGGAAGGAAUUAAACCGACUUCUUGCCCUGAUUGGAAAGCCAUCCUUGGACCCCAUCUACAUUGGACUCUUUGGAGCAAGUGGAGCUGGCAAGAGUUCUCUGCUUAAUGCCAUCAUCCAUCAGGCAAUGUUUUUGCCUGUGUCAGGAGAGAGUACAUGCACAUCCUGCAUAGUCCAAGUGAGCUCCAGCAGCUGUGAACAGUAUGAGGCCAAAAUCCAUCUUCUCUCUGACCAGGAGUGGAAGGAGGAGCUGCGGAAUCUCACCAAACUCUUGCAAAGGUCAGAGGAGGAGGAUGGAGAAGAUGACUCUUGGGACCAAGAUAAUGCAGUGGAGGAAGCCGCUUGGAAAUUGCAAGUGCUAUAUGGAAAUGGAGCAGAACGGAAGAGUUAUGAGGAGUUGUUGCGGGCAAAACCCCGAGCAAAGAUCCCCAACUCCAGGAUCAUCACCCUCAAGGGAGAAGAGGCAAACGAACUCUCUGUAAAAUUGGACCCUUACAUCCGGACUCAGAUGAGGAAUACAGAUGGGGGACCAGUUAGGACCCAAAUAUGGCCCCUGAUCAAAUAUGUAGAAGUGACUCUUCCCAGGUCAGAAGUGAUUCCAGAAGGUGUGGUGCUGGUAGACAUUCCUGGAACAGGCGACUUUAAUAGUAAAAUAGAUGAAAUGUGGAAAAGGACUAUUGAUAAAUGUUCUGUGAUCUGGGUGAUCAGCGACAUUGAGAAGAUUUCUGGGGGGAAAAUCCAUGAAGAGCUUCUCUGUGAAAGUAUCAAAGCUUGCCAGAGAGGAGUCUGCCAAGAAAUUGCCCUGGUGGUCACAAAGUCUGAUAAACUUCACCUACCAGAAUAUUUAAGGGAAAGAAAAGGAGAAUAUUGGGUGUUUGACAGUCAGCGUGAGGCAAUAUUAGAAAGAAACGAAGCUUUGAAUCAACAAAAUAGCAGGACUCUCAAGGAAAAACUGAGGAGAAUAUUGCCUACUGACUCCAAGAUUCUAGAAGCUUCAGAUCUGGUAUACACAGUCAGUGCUCAGGAGUAUUGGCGGCAGGAGUUACUCAAUGAGGAAGAGACUGAAAUCUCCAAAUUAAGAGACUUUAUCAGGAAAAAGUUUCUGGAGAAGAAGCGGAAGACUGUGACUGAAUAUGUUACAGAGGCUUUCGGGGUCCUCUUGCUUGCAGACACUUUUAACUCUCAGGAUGGUCUAACGAAUGAAUUCUUUCACUUGAGCAGUCUUCGGAGAUUUGUGGAGGAGAGAAUACAGUUGCUGGAGAGGGAUGUGGACCACUGCUUUUCCAGGAUAGAGCAUCCUUUGCAGGAAGGAGUGAGAAAUGCACAGGCUUCCUACCGGAGAAUCCUCAGUGGAUGUCUAACUAGGAACAAGGGAAACCAAGGCUUCCACCAGACCCUGAAGGCUGUUUGUCUGAGAGAUGGCGUCUACGCCUCCAGGACUCUUGCCAGAAUAGACCUGAAUGAAGCUAUCACACAGCCUGUUUAUGACUGCGUAGACCCUGUUUUUGGAAAUAUUUUCAGGGUUGGGAGGGACACCAGUUCUGCACUGAUCCUUCACGUAGAUACUUUCAAGCGCUCCCUGCAAGAGAAAAUGGCAGAAGUGAUGAUAAAAAGAGGGUGGAAACCUGACGGCUGUAAACAUAAUUUUCUGAUCCAGGAGAUAAAUGCUAUCUUGGGAGGCCUGGAAGGAUACAUCCUCAGAAAGAAGAAGAGAAUCUAUGAAUCUCUCUGCAGCUCUGUUCAGAAUGAUUUGAAACCAUGCUAUGAAGAGGCUGCUCAUAUAACCGGCAAGAAAGCCUGUGAGAGAAUGAAAGAUGCCAUCAGAAGAGGUGUGGACAGACAGGUGGCUGAGGGUUUAUUUGAAAGGGCCCAAGAAAGGAUGAAGAAUCAAUUCCAGCAACUGAAGAAUGGAAUCAUAGAAAAGGUGAAGGGAAGUGUCUCCACCAUGCUGAUUCUUGCUUUACCCAGAGGAGAAGACCUCUACAGGGAGCUAUCAGAUGUCAAAAGUGAAUACAGAGAAAUGGAAAAAUUGUAUAAGAGCCUGAGAGAAAUUGCAGAGAAUGCAGUGAUGAGGAGGGGAAUGCAAGAAUUUCUUAUGAGAAUGUCACCAAGAAAAGUUGGCUACCCAAGAAACUCAACUCUUGUCCUUUGUGAUUAG